Molecule: messenger RNA, 355 nt
Organism: Aspergillus ruber CBS 135680
Lineage: Eukaryota; Fungi; Ascomycota; Eurotiomycetes; Eurotiales; Aspergillaceae
Exons: 1
Coding region: 94-294 (66 amino acids)
Source: RefSeq, a predicted model, not a curated record
UUCUGUUUACUAUGAUGACACGAUUGCAAUACCUCUUUGUUUUGUCUUGUCUUGUUUCCUCGACCCACCGCAUACACCCCUUUGCGUUUACUAAUGUCUGGCGGUUACGUUCUUUCGUCUUUAUAUGUUGUUUUUCACGCGUUUAUGAGCAAUGGUAUGGUUUGGGCGGUUCGGUCUGGGGCGGUUAUCUGUUUUCUCUCUUUUUUUUUUUUUUUUUUUCUUUCUUUUUUUCACACUCUAUUUUUAUUUUCUUGCCUGCUUUUCUUACUGUUACUGGCUAGUACUUAUACAUAAGUGAAGCAGAGGAGCGUGGUGUACAUGGAAGUUGAAUGCUAUGUUACUGGGUUGCUGUCAG